Molecule: messenger RNA, 454 nt
Organism: Juglans microcarpa x Juglans regia
Lineage: Eukaryota; Viridiplantae; Streptophyta; Magnoliopsida; Fagales; Juglandaceae
Exons: 3
Coding region: 117-278 (53 amino acids)
Source: RefSeq, a predicted model, not a curated record
UUUAUGUGCUUCGUGAUAUUCAAUACUUGAGAGCGAAAGCAAGGGGAGAAAACCUGAUCCGCGAAUUGGGACAUUUUGAUCCGAUUAGGGUUUUACCAAAAGCACUUGGUCAUCGGAUGGCACCGCCUCCAGGCCCUUAUUCUGGCACCAGCACUCUCGCUCUUGUGGCUCGUGCAUCAGCAUUCACUUUAGGUGUGGUCUAUGGAAGCCUGAAGCUUAAGAUUCUCAAAGCAAAGGCAAAGUCACAUCAGAAAGCUGAUGCUAAGGCUCAUCACUGAUGACAUUUUUUGGGGCUGCUGGCAGGAAGGAGAGGACUUGUGUUUCUUUUAUAAGAUGAAGAUUGUUUUAAGAGUAUUGCUGGACCUAUAAUUUUAUUUUAUUCAUUUGUGAGUUUUUUUUUUAAAUUUAAAUUUCUUAAUUUUUAACAUAUCAAUAACUAAUAUGUAGAGAAAUA